Molecule: messenger RNA, 1401 nt
Organism: Phytophthora sojae
Lineage: Eukaryota; Oomycota; Peronosporomycetes; Peronosporales; Peronosporaceae
Exons: 7
Coding region: 1-1401 (466 amino acids)
Molecular function (GO): protein binding
Source: RefSeq, a predicted model, not a curated record
AUGCAGCAGUCGUUCGCUGCGCUGGGUGAUUGUCCGUUGUGUCAAGCUCAGCAGAUCUUUAAAGCUGGGAAAAUAUCUGGAAGCCUUGGUGGGAGUAGAGCGCAUUAUGAUCUACUGCCAAGCUCAGGCGAUGCGUCACUUCAGCUGGACAAUCUUAGCGACAUUGACGAUGUUAUCGACCUCGCAGAUUUGGUGUCUUCGGAUUCCGAACGCCCAUCGCCUGCCGUUGCGGCGAGAACUUCUCUAAGUGGUAGCUUUGUUCCAGGGCCACCGCGAUCGGAGCGAAUAUCCUUCCGAAAGACGAGUGGUUGUCCAUUCAGCCGUCCUCCUGUCACUGAAGAGGUUGUUAGCGCAAGAGGUACUCGAACUCCCACGAGUCAGACCGGCAAGCGGAAAGCGAGAUCGCGAAAGAUUAAACGCGAAGAGCUGCCGAUCGCUCAUUUAGAGUGGGGAACGAUCAAAACAGAGGGAGCUCCCCCAGACCCGCGGUAUGACUGCGGGCUGGCGCUGUAUGAGAGUCUUCUGAUUGUUGUAGGCGGGAUCGUUGGCAAGUUGCGGCUGAACGACCUCCAUAUUCUGGAUCUUGCAACGAAUCGUACGCCUCAUUGGAUCCAACCGCCGAUUAGCGGUACUCCUCCACCAUCGGGACACCUUCUACAGAUAUUUAUCAUUGGAGACACACUAUAUGCCAUCGGAGGCACCAUGGACGGCAAAUUUCUAACUGAACUCCACGCGCUCAAUCUCAAGUCUGGAGAUUGGAAGUGGGAGAAGAUCAAAGUGACUGGAACGCCACCAUCGAUGCGGUACUGGUACUCGCUGACAGUACUGCAUGGUAUGGUGAUUUUGUAUGGAGGCUAUGGACACCCACAGCGGCUCAGCGAUACCUUUGCUCUACGAUUUGACACAGAAACCCCGACUUGGGUAGAACUCAAUCCUCGUGGUGAUAUUCCAGGCCAGUCUUCGACUCAUUCGGCGUGUGUCAUCAAAGACCGCAUGUACAUAUUCGGCGGAUACGACGGCAAAUACCGGCGAGGUCAACUAUUUGUAUUCGAAAUUGAGAGCAUUACUGAGAGCGAUAUCAACUGCGUGUGGCGCACAGUGGAGACACUUGGAGGCGGACCAGCGCCGCGUUAUACCCACUCCGGCGCCAGUAUUGGCUCUCAACUGAUUAUUUACGGAGGCAACACGGGUUGUUUGAAAGGUGAUGCGUACGUGCUAGAUGUCGGCACUGGCGACGUUCUUCCGACGUGGAAGUUGGUCAAAAGUGACCCACCUCUUAUCCCUCGUGCUUGGCACCGGGCGGUAGUUUAUAAUGACGCGAUGUACGUGUUUGGGGGGCGUACUCCGGCGGGAAACGACAACCAGGUCAUUCGUCAUACCCUGAGCGCCACUUCAAGUUAG